Gryllus bimaculatus (two-spotted cricket) is the source of this 1312-nucleotide messenger RNA. The record is from the annotation of a GenBank genome assembly. Lineage: Eukaryota; Metazoa; Arthropoda; Insecta; Orthoptera; Gryllidae.
CGGCGAAAGUGGCGCCUAUAAGGAGCCUCCCCCGCGCCCCGCGACCGCACUACGCGUGGAUCCAACGCGCGGCAUGCGGCUCCAGGUGGUUGUGCUGUCCGUGCUGGCAGCGGCGGCUGCUGCAGUUCACCCAGCCACGAGCAACCGUUCCCACACCAAAAGAAGUUUCACUCGCACCCUCGAAUCAGCUUCACCGAUAUCGCCCACCCCCAGAGCACGACGCACGCGCUCUUCGCUGUACACCGCCACCACCACCACCGGCACCACCACCGUCAGCCCCAACAGUGUCAGCACCGAAGCAGCUCGGCAAGGAGCGCGGGGACAUAUCCGCGCGUCGGAUACCAACUUGGUGUCGGUCCAACACUGGCCUGCCAGGCCGGAAGAGUCCACUACGGUCCCCAGUGGGCAGGUUUCGUACCGCACCGCUCAACGGCGGGGUUGGGAGGACGAUCUGCAAGAGACGAUUCGGCCGAAACCUCGAGAAGAAAAACGGUACUGGCCCAAGCCCACACAAGUCGCAGACAUCCCCAAUCCAACAGAAGACCCGCCCGGGGACUGGUCAGAGCGGGUUGGCGUGGGCGACGAGGAAACGGACAGCGUGCAGAAACCCUCUCCCAAACCCAAAGAUUCGGAAUCGCAGGAGUCGAGGAAGAAUCUGGAAGACCGAAAAGACUGGACCGUCACCGUCCGCACACCGUCGCCGUCUGAACUGGCGGAGCUGAACAAUUUCGCCGCGCGGCUGACGCAUCAGCUGGAACAAGAGGCCAAGGAGCACAUAAAGCUGCAGCACGAGCAAAAUUUGCGCCACCAGCAGCAGCAACAGAUGCAGAGGACCCAGCAGGAGCUGCAGCACAGGUUGAAGGAAGCGCAGGCUCUGCAGCAGACGUUGGCAGAAGAGGAGCGGCAACGUCAGCAGCAGCAGCCGCGUCUGACGCUGGGCCAGCUGGUGGAGGUGGAGGUGGUGGACGCCUCCGGUGAGGACGACGAGAACGCCGGCCGGCGCUGGGGCGACCACGAAGACCACGAACAGGAGGUGCACAUUGUCAAGGUGCCCGUGCCGCAGCCGGUGCCCGUGGCGGUGCCGCAGCCCGUGCCGGUGGCCGUGCCGCACCCGGUGCCCGUGCGCGUCAAGGUGGCCGAGCACAUCGAGGUGCCCGUGGUGCGCACGGUGGCCGUGCCCGUGGAGACGCCCGUGCCGGUCAAGAUCGAGCACCUUGUGCCCUACCCCAUCGAGAAGCCCGUGCCCGUGCCGGUCGAGAAGCACAUCCCGUUCCCCAUCCACGAGCCCUACCCGGUCAAGAGAUUCAUCUGA